UGAGGUAAUGUAUAACAACCUCUUUCACAAGAUGGGGUUCACCCAGAAAGACUUGAAGCCAGUAAGGACACCCCUAAUAGGUUUCAACAGUUCUAGCAUCCUCCCCCUUGAAAAAAUCACUCUCAUGGUUCAUGUCGGUAUUGUUGCUGUCCUAGUAGAAUUCGUGGUGAUAGACUCUGACUGCUUGUAUAAUGCCAUCAUGGGCAAGACGUGGUUGCAUAUGCUAAGGGAGGCGCAUUCGUUCUAUCACCAAAAGAUCAAGUUUCCCACCCCAAGAGGUAUUAUAGAGAUUUGUGGAGACCAACCAUCUUUAAAAAGCUAUUUUUACGCUUCGAUAAAGACUCGGGGUAAGUAGCCUAGCCCAAGAGCGCAAUCUAGAGGCAGUAGUUGCUAAAUAGCAAUCACAAUUCGGU
Molecule: messenger RNA, 413 nt
Organism: Ilex paraguariensis (yerba mate)
Lineage: Eukaryota; Viridiplantae; Streptophyta; Magnoliopsida; Aquifoliales; Aquifoliaceae
Source: the annotation of a GenBank genome assembly